Striga asiatica is the source of this 711-nucleotide messenger RNA. The record is from the annotation of a GenBank genome assembly. Lineage: Eukaryota; Viridiplantae; Streptophyta; Magnoliopsida; Lamiales; Orobanchaceae.
AUGAUGAUCCUCGGUCGUUACUCUCUCCGCCCCCGUCGUGUAUUUGGUUGUCAGUCUUCUCACCUCCGCCGCACCCAGGCAACAACGUGUCCUCAGGCAACACUGUUUUCUUCUCCUGGAAGGUUUUCUCGGUUCAUUUUUUCUCAGUUUCUUUCAACUCAGUCUGUUUCAUCUCAUUUGAUGGUUCAGUCUGUUUCAUCUACUCCAUUUGUUCAGUCUGCUUUAUCUCCUCCAUUUGUUCCAUUUAAGGUACCAUCUGGUUUGGUAUCCCAUGGGUCUGUUAUGUGUGCACUUUCCUAUCUGCCGGUAUUCAUUUAUCAGAAGUAUACGUCUAAGUAUACAGAUUCUUCUUGGAGUCAUGUAGAUAAGAAAUGCAAUUCUGGUUGCUGCUUGUCCAUACAUAAUUUGAUAUGGUCUGCUUCUACUAGGGAUGCUGAUCACCGUGUUGAGUUUGAUCUAACUAGUUAUACUGUUUUUCGUGACAAUCUUGUGCGUUGGGGUUUGCCUAUGAGUUACUUUAAUCAUUUUUGGGUCGACGCUGACUGUCAUGUAUCUGAUGUCACCAAUUUUCAAUUCCUCCAUAUUCAGUUUCUGAAACAUGGUGAAGAAUUGAUUCGUGACCCUGUUCCCUUUUUUGUAAAUUCAAAUAUUAUGUACUAUAAAGCCCUGGAUUGCUUGAGGUCUGACCAAGCGUUACAAGAGUGCAGGAAA